AUGGCUAAUGUUUCAGAGACAACUUUAGAGAACACACCAACAUGGGCUGUGGCAACAGUUUGCUUCAUAAUGAUAGUUAUCUCCAUUUUUAUUGAGCAUUUGCUCCAUAUAUUGGCCAGGUAUUUCAAAAGGAAAAGGAGGAAAUCCCUCACUGAGGCUCUUGAAAAGAUUAAAACAGAAUUGAUGCUUUUGGGUUUCACAUCUCUGCUGCUAACGGUGAGCGAAAAAUCAAUUGCAAAUAUUUGCAUUCCAAAGGGUGUAGGUGAAACUCUUAUUCCCUGCGCAAGCAUAGCUUUUGACGAUGCUGAGGAAGAAACAAAAUGUGCAGAGCAGGGAAAAGUAUCAUUGUUGUCGAGGGAAGGUGUCAGAGAGCUGCAAUACUUCAUCUUUCAUCUGGCUGUGUGCCAUGUUGUUUCCUGCAUUCUCACCUUUGGUCUUGGAAUGGCGAAGAUGAGGCGUUGGGAGUCUUGGGAAGGAGAAACUAAAACAUUGGAAUAUCAGUUUGCAUAUGAUCCACGGAGGUUUCAGCUCACUCGUCAGACACCAUUUGGAAAGCGGCAUCUUAACUAUUGGAGUAACAAUUCUGUAAUGUAUUGGCCUGUCUGUCUUGUUAGACAAUUUUAUAGAUCUGUCCCCAAGGUUGAUUACUUCACUCUUAGACAUGGAUUCAUCAUGGCCCAUUUUUCAGAAGAAAGUAACUUUGAUUUCCAAAAAUAUAUAGAACGGGCUCUGGAGAAUGAUUUUGGAGUUGUCGUGGGAUUAAGCUGGUGGAUUUGGAUCUUCUCUGUACUUUACAUAUUCUUCAAUGCAAAUGCAUUCUACAGCCAUUUCUGGCUGCCUUUUAUUCCGCUAAUGGUGCUUUUAUUGGUGGGAACAAAGCUACAAAGCAUAAUAACAGAUAUGUGUUUGGAUAGUCAUGACAAAUCCCAUAUGAUCAAAGGAACUUUGCUUGUGAGGCCCAGUGACCACUUUUUCUGGUUUGGAUGGCCCAAGCUGCUGCUUCAUCUCAUUAGCUUCAUAUUGUUUCAGAAUUCCUUUCAACUAGCAUUUUUCACAUGGACUUCGAUCCGAUUCGGCAUCAGAUCAUGCUUUCAUGAAGAAAUUGAGAAUAUCAUCAUAAGGGUAGCUAUGGUUGUUUCAGUACAAAUUCUUUGUGGCUAUGUAACACUACCACUUUAUGCUUUGGUAACUCAGAUGGGUACCUCGAUGAGAAAAGUUGUGUUUACAGAGAAUGUGAUUAGAGGAAUCCAAAUUUGGCAGGAUAAGGCCAAGAAGAAUAUGGCUCUUAGGAAUCCAUAUUCACAAGGCACAAGCUUAGACACUUCGCUUUCACUUGAAACUUCACUAGAGGCUUCGCCUUCUUUCAGGCUUGGUGCAUCGCUCUCCAAUUUUAUGGAUCGUCCAUUAGAUGUUAAUAAGCACAUGAAUGUUAAUAUUACACAAGGAGAAAUAGUGAGUGAACAACAAGAAUCCGAGAAUCAGGCAUCAAAUCUAAGUUCAUUUCAAGGAUUUAACCUGCAACUUUGAAUAGCAUUUAUAAGCUUUCUAGUUAGUCAUGAUUAUUGGAGAUAUAAAUUAAGCUAUACAUAUGUGAAAUUAUUAUAUGGUCUUGGAAUACCGGGUGUUUAUAUGUUAACAAGUAAAUUUUCAUUUACACACACAUGUAUA
This is a messenger RNA of Glycine soja, 1668 nucleotides long. RefSeq names its product MLO-like protein 6. The record is from RefSeq and is a predicted model, not a curated record. Gene Ontology annotation, cellular component: membrane. Bases 1 to 1527 code for a protein of 508 amino acids. Gene Ontology annotation, biological process: defense response. NCBI's taxonomy places the organism in Eukaryota, Viridiplantae, Streptophyta, Magnoliopsida, Fabales, Fabaceae. The transcript is spliced from 14 exons.